CCUGGAUUGUGUGGUUUGUCAAGUGAUAUUUUCUUUUCACAGCUCUGGCAGCCCUUAGCGGCGCUUAGCUAGCUUACUGACAGUCGUCAUUAAAAACAAGUUUGGCUGUAAUUUUACUUUAAACUAACAUUACCAUAUUUUGUAUAUUUUACUCCCAGGUUCAGCACAAGCGAGGCUACUUGGCUGCAUUUUAAUGGAGAUGCUGUCAAAAACACCCGUUGCUGAUGCUACGCGGGAGAAGGAUCUCUGUCCACCACCAGCACCCAGUGGAGUAGUAUCUGACAGCCUGUCACUCCCAUCUUAUAGAGAGUAUCCUGCUCACCGUCCCUUCAUCAACACACUUCUGCAGCACACACCCCAAACACGCACACAUCAGUUUUGUCGCCCUUCAUCACCCAGCAAGGCAUUCCCAGAGACCAGCAGUGCAGAGAUCUUCUCUGCCUUGAGGAACCUCCAGGAGAAGAUCAAGAGGCUGGAGUUGGAGAAAGGACAUGCAGAGCUCAGUCUGCACACUCUGGGGGAAGAUGCAUCACACACACAUCUGCAGAGUGAUAAAGUCACACAGAGACUCUUAAAGGAUCACACAGACACAAAAAGAGAGAGAAGUGGCCAGUCCAACUGCAAUCAAGUGUUGAUCACCCACCUGGCUGCGGCAGAGUCUCGCUGUGUGAAGUUGGAGCGACAGCUGGAUCACAUGAGGAGGAUGUUGCGCAGUGCCAGGGCAGACAGGACCAGCCUGCUCAAACAGCAGGUUACCAUGGAGACAGCCAAGUCGGCUGAUCAACAAUCUGACACGGUGUCUGAGCAUGCCCAGUUGGAGAAGCUGGAGCGACUGGAGCAGGAGUAUCUUAGGCUGACACGCACACAAAACAACGCUGAGAUGAAGCUUCGGGAGCUGGAGAUGAAACUACAGGAGGAGGAGCACCAGAGAAAGCUGGUCGAGGAUAAGGCCAAUCAGCUACAGACAGGUUUGGAGACCAAUAGAAUAUUGCUGCAGUCAGUGUCCCCUUGCCUGUCCAGCAGACAGUCCAAAGAGAAGAAGUCCAAUUCAAAGAAAUCUUCACCACAGCAGUCGUCCUACACACAGCCACACUAUAGACUGAGCCUCAGAGAUGUACCUUUUGUUGCUGGAACGGUAUCAGUAGGCUGCAGCCACUCUGUCAGAGCAAACGUCCAGUCAGUUUUGUCUCUCCUGAAGAGACACCAGCCACACCUCUGCAACAGCCGUGUCCUCUCUAACAACGCAAACAGCUAUGAGACGGGUGGUCUCAGGCAUUCAGACAGCUCCUCUUCUUCCUCGUCCACUAGUGGGGAGGAGCUAUCGGAGCUGCUGCAAGCACUACAGGAGGAGCUGCGUCUCAUGAGCUUGGAGCAGGACGAGUUGAUGAGGCAGGAGGAGGCCAGUGUUUCUGACCAGGAGAGAAAAGAACUUCAGAGGGAGCAGGAGAGGCUGCUGCUGAAAAUGGAAAGGAAAGGAGAGCAGAUCAGUAAGCUCUACAAACACAAAACACAGAUAAAGAAGUUAAGAAAGGAAGCUAAUUCCAGGCGCAACAGUGGGAAUGAGGUGAGAGUCAUUACCACAGUGUCCACUAGAGGUCGCUCUAAAGUUGGACCAGGAGAGAGGAGCAAGAGGAACCUGAGGCUGCUGAGGGACAUGAGGGCUCUGCAGACCUCAUUACGGACCUGAAACUCGCCAGGAUAUGAACACAGCACAUUAGGUUAAUCGUUUUGGUGCUCUCAACCUACCAUUAUUUCACCAUCGACACAGCCACUGACUGUUUUUUUGUCGUUCGUGCAUUCGAAACAUUGUAACGCAUCUAAAAAGACUGUUUUAAACCAGACCUAAGCAUGUUGGAGCACGUUGGCUCAGACAUCUCCCUGGAUCAGUUUGUUUUUUUGUUUUACUUGAUUUUUAAGUCCUUUACCAGCAGAGGGCAUGGCAUUCAUAAUCCCAUCUUAACUAUUAUAUAAUUGAAGAUCCAUUGAGUGCUGGAAAAUAUAUUUUUAAUUUGUGUUUUUUUUAUCUAGUUUCUGGGGCAUGGAAACAUAUUUUACAGUAAUGGACAACCUGGACAUAAGAUUCUCACAUUUCAUAAAUAUUGAUAAAUUGGAAUUAAUUGGUAGUGUAAAGAAACUGUAGUGAUGAAAUAGUUUCUGCAAUUGAAUGUUGUGCUGAAGGACCUAAAAAUACACUUUACUCAAUUUAGUGAAAAAAAAAGGAACUCCCUUGAUUUGUCAUAUUGUAGACUCUCAGUGUGUUUAUUUGCACAUGUGUUGUGUGUUAUGAUGAGAAUAUUUAGUAAUUAUUUCUACAAAUAUAUGUAGUAGGAUUUUGUUAUUUUUUGGCAAUCAUGCAAACCUAUUUUUGAGUGAUAACAUUUCUCUAAGAAAUAAAGUAUUUACUGUAUGUUUGCACAUGACUACAA
Molecule: messenger RNA, 2426 nt
Organism: Perca fluviatilis (European perch)
Lineage: Eukaryota; Metazoa; Chordata; Actinopteri; Perciformes; Percidae
Gene: cep57
Product: centrosomal protein 57
Exons: 11
Coding region: 194-1687 (497 amino acids)
Cellular component (GO): centrosome
Molecular function (GO): identical protein binding; gamma-tubulin binding; microtubule binding
Source: RefSeq, a predicted model, not a curated record